GCUCCCGCUGCUUAGUAUGAUCAAGCUUACAAGGAGCCACGGAGUACUACGGGCAGUGCCUAUCAUCCCUUGACGUUCAAGUAACAUAUCAAGGCCCGCUCUAGCUCAGUCCACGUCUUUCCAGUUUUUUGUCUACAGGUGCAACAGUCAUCAAAACUCACCGUGUCCAAGCGUGAGGGCAGAUACACCCUUAUUAUUAUCAUAGAACUUUUACUCAGGCCAUAAUAAUGUCCACCACGAACCUCCUUCGCCGCGGCGUGUCUUUCUCUCCUCGCCUUCAUUUUGCAUCGUCGAAGCUUUUCUCGACAGCCGCGCGUCCUCAGGCUAUUCGACCUGUCAGAAUUCUGCGUAACUUUACUCUAGCAGCAACACUGUCUCUUUCAGCCUACACAUUUGGUGCUCUUUUCCCUCAUCCUUACUUCACCUUCAUAUCACCCCGACCUGCGCCAGGCCCACCUUCAGAUCCAGAAUCGCCAUCCUCGCUCGCCUACACCGCAUCACUCGAAGAAAAACUCCAGUCAAUCCCACUUCUCGCAUCUCUUCGCGCGCAGUCUGAUGCAGACGAGUGGUAUGAGACUCGUCCUUAUGCGAGGCUUUCGGAGGAACGACGAGUGAACAAUCUCACAGCGGGAGCUCUGAAAGGACCUGGAAAAUUAGCCCUGCCGCCACUGGUUAGGUGUAAAAAUGACGAGAGCGAGAGUUAUGUGUUUGUACAUGUCGGAAGGGGUCUUUGUGGGCAUGAUGGUAUAAUACACGGUGGUCUUUUGGCGACUAUCUUGGACGAGAGUUUAGCUCGAACUGCGAUCAGUAAUCUUCCUGAUAAAAUAGGUGUCACUGCGAAUCUGUCUAUCAACUACCGUGCUCCCACUUUUGCUGAUCAGUUCAUAACUGUAAGAGUUACUCUCACUGAGAAGAAGGGUCGCAAGACCAAGGUAGCUGGGCGAGUAGAGGACCAGAAAGGGACUGUGCUUGUCGAAGCAACUGCCACUUUCGUCCAACCCCGCUAUGCUCAUUUAUUGAAUAAUCAGGCUGUGAAGGACGCUAUGGGCGAACCUGAGCCAAAGAAAUCCACACCCAUCUUACUCGCGGAUGGUGCCUCAGCUCUGCCUCCAUCGCAAUCUGUUACGAAGUAGUCUUGGCUUUCAAGGACAACUGACACUCCGGGAUAUAUCUGUGGAUUAGUUUAUUGCUAGAUGGUAGAUUUGGUUCAAGAGACGAAUAGCUCUGAUAUGGUUUUUAUUUAUUUAGCAUGGGAUUUAGAGAUCGUGAUGACGAUGACAAGAUUGCACUGUUACCCAAAGACUAGAUGUGCAAUGAUAGAUAAUAUAAGCGGAAGCAAAGGAAUAUUCCUACUCAAAUCAGAAGCAGGUGGCUCCCCACUUUAUAUCUUCGCGAUUUGCUGCCAGAAACUGGAAUCUGGGUGUUGAACGUUGAAUGCUACUCAAACAUACCUCCUUGUUUUACCAGAUUAAACAGCAUUUCCAGUAUUACACUUGCUGCAUGUCAAUACUAUACUCCCUAUCUGUUAUCGUGUUAUCGUUGUACAGAUACCUCAUUGGCCUACCUGGAGGACGAUACAAUGAUGGUCGGCUGUUUACUAAAUCAACUUUCGUUUCUAGAAUAUGCCAUCCCAGUACUAUCAACUUGGGUCCAACAGACGUGAACUAUCAGUUGCGUUCUUACACUAACCUGGGAGUUUCACUAGGAGGCUGAAGAUCAGUCAAAUUUGAGUGGGAAAUCCCGUGAGGUAAGUUAUUGACAGAUGAAGCCAUCAUAAUAACAGGAGAAGAGAUGAGGUUCCGGUCUGAAGAUAUCCUGAAGGAGGCUGCUAAAUUUAUCUAUCUGUUCCCCGGCCUCGGUGGAACAUGGGAGUAAUCAUGCGUGGGGAAAGGU
Molecule: messenger RNA, 1893 nt
Organism: Serpula lacrymans var. lacrymans S7.9
Lineage: Eukaryota; Fungi; Basidiomycota; Agaricomycetes; Boletales; Serpulaceae
Exons: 5
Coding region: 228-1133 (301 amino acids)
Source: RefSeq, a predicted model, not a curated record